AUGUCGAAUUAUACAAAGGGGACCGAGGAAGACAAUGGCUGGAAGUUCGCCCAGUGCUUUGGAGACAAGGGCGAGGUAGAAGAUGUCACUGAAGCUGAUAUCAUAUCUGCUGUCGAAUUCGAUGACACGGGCGACUACCUAGCUACCGGUGAUAAGGGCGGUCGUGUAGUCCUCUUUGAACGAAACGAAGGGAAAAAGGGCUGCGAGUACAAAUUCUAUACGGAAUUCCAAUCUCACGAACCUGAAUUCGACUAUCUAAAGAGUUUGGAAAUCGAAGAGAAAAUCAACAAGAUUCGUUGGUGCAAAAGACAAAACUCGGCUCACUUUCUACUCUCUACCAACGACAAGACGAUAAAACUAUGGAAGAUAUUCGAAAAAUCAAUCAAAGUAGUCUCAGAAUCGAACGCAUCAGAAGGAAUGAGUCAACACCAAAUGAAUGGGAAAAAAUCAUUAAAAUUACCCAAACUCGUCCAUCACGACAGCAUGAUUGCCGCAAUCCCUCGAAAGAUUUAUCAAAAUGCUCAUGCAUACCACAUCAACUCAAUCUCGGUAAACUCUGAUCAAGAGACCUAUCUAUCUGCCGACGACUUGAGAGUCAAUUUGUGGAAUUUAAAUGUCUCGGAUCAGAGCUUUAACAUUGUCGAUAUUAAACCUGUAAAUAUGGAAGAACUGACCGAAGUCAUCACAGCAGCAGAAUUCCAUCCAAUCCAUUGCAACCUUUUCAUGUAUAGUAGUAGUAAGGGCACAAUCAAAUUGGCAGACAUGAGGCAGUCGGCAUUGUGUGAUCGGCAUGCAAAAUUGUUUGAAGAGGAAGAAGACCCUUCAACAAAGUCAUUCUUCUCAGAAAUCAUUUCAUCCAUCUCAGAUCUCAAAUUCUCACGUAAUGGAAGGUACAUUUUAUCACGAGACUAUCUCACGGUAAAGAUUUGGGACUUGAAUAUGGAAAACAAACCAGUGCAAACCAUCCCCAUCCAUGAUCAUUUGAGAAGCAAGUUAUGUGACUUGUACGAAAAUGAUUGCAUCUUUGACAAGUUUGAAACUACCUUCUCCGGAGAUGGAACGCACGUCCUUACAGGAUCUUACAGCAACUACUUCCAUAUAUAUGAUUGUGUCAACCAACAAGACACUAUUUUACAAGCAGACAAAUCCGCAUUCAAAGCCAAGAGAGCUGGAUCAACAAAGAACAAGGGAGUCAUGCAAAAUCGCAAAACUACUAGAAAGGAGGACUUUGCGAAUGUGGAUGCUCUAGACUUCUCCAAGAAGAUUCUUCAUGCUUCAUGGCAUCCAAGGGAUGGUGUUAUAGCUUUGGCAGCAACUAACAAUCUAUUCUUGUUCAGUAAAACUUAG
This is a messenger RNA of Synchytrium microbalum, 1347 nucleotides long. RefSeq lists its product as uncharacterized. The transcript has 8 exons. Gene Ontology annotation, molecular function: protein phosphatase regulator activity; protein binding. The record is from RefSeq and is a predicted model, not a curated record. Gene Ontology annotation, biological process: peptidyl-serine dephosphorylation. Gene Ontology annotation, cellular component: protein phosphatase type 2A complex; cytosol. Lineage: Eukaryota; Fungi; Chytridiomycota; Chytridiomycetes; Synchytriales; Synchytriaceae. Bases 1 to 1347 code for a protein of 448 amino acids.